Messenger RNA from Alligator mississippiensis (American alligator), 963 nucleotides. Its product is annotated as olfactory receptor 9G4. The transcript has a single exon. Gene Ontology annotation, biological process: sensory perception of smell; G protein-coupled receptor signaling pathway. Lineage: Eukaryota; Metazoa; Chordata; Crocodylia; Alligatoridae. Gene Ontology annotation, molecular function: olfactory receptor activity; G protein-coupled receptor activity; odorant binding. The record is from RefSeq and is a predicted model, not a curated record. Gene Ontology annotation, cellular component: membrane. Bases 1 to 963 code for a protein of 320 amino acids.
AUGCUUAUGGAGACCACAAAUGCAAGAAUAAAUGACUCCCUUGUGACAGAGUUUGUCCUGGUGAGCUUCACAACAGAGCCACACCUGCAAGCUUUCCUCUUCUUCGCCUUUCUCCUCUCCUACAUCCUGACACUGAUGGGGAACCUGGGUCUGAUCAUUUUGAUUUUUCUUAAUUCAUGCUUGCACACACCCAUGUACUUCUUCGUGGGCAGCCUCUCCUUUUUAGACAUGUGGUACUCCACUGUCUAUACCCCCCGCAUCCUGGCUGACUGCAUGGUCAAGAGCAAGAUCAUAUCUUAUGCUGCCUGUGCUACCCAGUUCUUUUUCUCUGUUUUCCUGGCCCAGAGUGAGUGCUUCCUGCUGGCUGUCAUGGCCUAUGACCGCUAUGUGGCCAUUUGCAACCCUCUGCUCUAUUCUUCUAUCAUGACCAGGAGUUUCUGUUUCCAGCUGGUGGCAGCCUCCUAUGCAACUGGUUUCACCAAUGCUAUUGUGCACACAAGCAACACCUUCCACCUGCAUUUCUGUGGGGACAACAUCAUAGACCACUACUUCUGUGAUGCCCUACCUCUGAUGAAGAUGGCCUGUGAUGACACCCAUGUCUACAAUCUCAUCUUGGCCAUCACCCUUGGAUGCAACAUGGUGGCUAUUACUGCUCUUAUCCUGGGCUCCUAUACAGCCAUUUUGGCAGCCAUCUUGCGCAUCCACUCACACAGCGGGUGGCACAAGGCCUUCACCACCUGCUCUGCCCAUUUGAUCUCCAUCUCCCUCUUUUACGGCUCCAUCUUCAUCAUGUACUUGCAGCCCAGCUCCCAGCACAUCCCAGACUGGGACAAAGUGGGUGCCCUUUUCUACACAGUGGUCAAUCCCCUGGUCAAUCCCAUCAUCUACAGCCUACGCAACAAAGAUGUGAAAAAAGCCCUCAAGACAGUAGCGGGAAUGAUUAUGAGGAAAAGAGAGAACUAA